Messenger RNA from Exophiala oligosperma, 2196 nucleotides. RefSeq lists its product as hypothetical. The record is from RefSeq and is a predicted model, not a curated record. Gene Ontology annotation, cellular component: membrane; intracellular membrane-bounded organelle; cytosol. NCBI's taxonomy places the organism in Eukaryota, Fungi, Ascomycota, Eurotiomycetes, Chaetothyriales, Herpotrichiellaceae. The transcript has 5 exons. Gene Ontology annotation, biological process: piecemeal microautophagy of the nucleus; endocytosis; maintenance of cell polarity. The coding region runs from base 644 to 1735 and encodes 363 amino acids. Gene Ontology annotation, molecular function: sterol binding.
UGAUACCACGAUCGUCAAUUGCUGCGUCUGGUUGGAUCAUUGCCACCGACCUUCUUCCCUGCAUCUCCCUGUAUCUCAUUUCCGUAUCUUUGGCAGACGCGUCUAAAAGUCCUUACUGUCUGCUUGCCUCUGCUGAAAUUCCGACCUCACCGAAUAUUCUUAUCGAGAGACAGCCUCACAUUUCGACCUCAACAUAGUCGGCCGCUUCGCAAGCACUAGCAGACUCACUGGGCUCAAGAUCGAAAAGACUGUAUAAUGACCUCUACCUCCAAUACUCCAUUUGCUACACCUGGAACGUCUACACCGAACACUAGACCUGGCACACCCAGCAGCCAGCAGCCUACGCCAACCAGCGCGCCGGCGGAUAACCAGCUGCAAGAUGAUAGCUCGAAGCUGCGAACAUUUUUGGGUUUAUUGAGAAAGUUUAUCGGCGUCACAGAUAUCGCCAACGUCCGUUUCUCUUUGCCUUCACAAUUGCUAGAACCUAUACCGAAUCUGGAGUAUUGGCACUAUCUAGAUCGACCUGAGACGUUCGCAAGGUAAGAAUAUGCUGGAUUGUGCUCCGUACAUUGUCAUGCAAAAGAAGAUAAUCUGAGACGCACAUCAUGGCAGUAUCGGCACGUCAGACAGCGAUGUUGGCCGCAUGCUAGAAGUUCUGCGAUUCUGGUUCACCAAAGAUUUGAAAUACGUCAAGGGAAAGCCAUGCAAACCAUACAAUUCCACGUUGGGGGAGUUUUUCAGGUGUCAAUGGGAGGUGACAGAGCCAGCGCCAUCAAUAUCUCAACCAUCCAAAGCCCCACCACAACCACCGGCAGAUCCAUCUGGUGAGACUAGUGACAAGCCGGUACGAAUAUCGUUCUUGACCGAGCAGACGUCCCAUCAUCCUCCCGUCUCAGCAUAUUGGUAUGAUUGCCCAGAGAGAGGCAUCUUCGCGCGAGGCUACGACCAGAUUUCCGCCAAAUUCACUGGCACAUCCGUUCGUGUCGUCCCGGGCAUGUAUAACCGCGGCAUCUUCAUCACUUUAGCCAACCGGGAUAACGAAGAGUAUCAGCUUAUCCAUCCAGCCGCUUCUUUGGGUGGCCUGCUUCGUGGAUCACUGUAUAUUUCCGUGGCAGAUACUUGCUCUGUAACUUGCCCUAAAACGGGGCUCAAGUGUCUGCUGACAUAUGUUGAAGAGAGCUGGUUUGGUAAAGCGCAGAAUCGCGUUCAUGGCCUCAUCUUUCGCUACGACCCCAACGAUGAUAAGUAUACUCGGGUCAAGGAUGUGCCGGAUAAGGACGUCCUUGUGAAGAUUGAAGGAUGCUGGCAAGAACAGAUCACUUACACAAUCCCCAAGACUACAGCGGUCAAGGAAACCGCUGGCCUCGAACCUACAUCAGAUAAGCAGCUUCUGAUUGACUUACAGCCAUUGUUGCCGGUUCCCAAAGUCACGCCACCUUACGAGGAACAGCUUCCUCACGAAUCGCGGUGGUUCUGGAAGGAUGUCACAAACGCCAUUCAAGAAAAGCGGUAUUCUGACGCCACUCGAAUCAAGCAGGACUUGGAGCAAGCUCAACGCGACAAGGCAGCUAAGCGGAAAGAGCUGAACGUCGAGUUCAAGCCACGAUUCUUUACUACUGUCACCGAGCCUAACGGCAAGCCUGAGCUCACUGAGUACGGCAAGGCUACGCUCGACAAGAUGCACAAGCAGACGUAUCAACUCGAACAUAUCCCUGAGCUAGGGGUGGACGAGUAGAACUCGAUGCCGUUUGGAUAGUCAGUCCAGUGUCAAAAGAAGGGGCACUUGAUCACAAAGUGCUGAUACCUGUACCUGGAAUAGAGUCGCAAUGGCAUAACAGUCGAGACAUGUCAUGUUGGAAGCAUAAGCUGAGGAGGAAAUAUACACCUUACGAAACAACCUGAAUUCCUUCUGCAUGUAUAGAUGACAGGACGAGGAAGCACUGUCCAGGGUCGACAGUGGGAGUACUUCCCCGGCUUACUCGACCUUGUCCUUGAUGUUUUUCCCCUCCCACGAUAGCGUGGGAUGGUUUGUUUUGUGGUGAUAGAUUUGGUCAGUGUCCACCUACGGAGUACAAAGCACGAGCUUUCAGCAUUAUUUUGUUUCUAACUUUCUCUGCCAUUGUAUUAUUACAACUCAUCUUGGGACGAUACAUCGUGUUUCGAGACAUUCCAAUGCGACAAAAUGAGGAAUUGCUG